AUGUCCGUUGACGAGAGGGAGAAGAAGGAAGAAGAGGAGUUUCGCACGGGGCCGCUCUCCGUCCUCACCACCAGCGUGAAGACCAGCUCGCAGGUGCUCAUCAACUGCCGGAACAACAGGAAGCUCCUGGCGCACGUGAAGGCCUUCGACCGGCACUGCAACAUGAUCCUCGAGAAUGUGAAGGAGUUCUGGACGGAGAUUCCGAAGACCGGGAAGGGUAAGAAGGCGGCGCAGCCAAUGUACAAGGACAGGUUCAUAAGCAAGAUGUUCUUGAGGGGGGAUAGUGUGAUCCUUGUGGUAAGGAACCCGAAGUGA
This is a messenger RNA of Ostreobium quekettii, 315 nucleotides long. NCBI's taxonomy places the organism in Eukaryota, Viridiplantae, Chlorophyta, Ulvophyceae, Bryopsidales, Ostreobiaceae. The record is from the annotation of a GenBank genome assembly.